AGACACAAAGAAACCUUUAGCUCCUUGCUGUCAUUUGAUGAUCGUCCAGAAUUUUAUGGACCAGAUACGGUAAGUAGGCAGCCCUAAACGUUUCUCUUCUCGUGGCCUUCCUCUGCCGGCACCGGCUAUGAAUCCAGCCAGAUAUUGCGAACGGAGCUUCGACACUACAGUAUUAGUUGCAUCCUCCAUGAGCCCAGUCUAGUUCUCAAAAUGGGCCCUUGCGAUUUGACGCCAGGAAACAGGAGAAGCCGCAUCCCCUCCAGAAGCUUUCGGCGGACAAAGGGAGGCCGAAUUGUAAGAACGCCUUCCAUUGAGCAGAAAAGACUACAUCUCCCAUCAGACUCUGGGCUGGGAAAGACUGCCCUUCCCAUCUCCUUCGCCCCUCCCACUGGACAGGAGGAGCUUGUCCAGAACUUGCCCGGGCAUGCAGCUUUCGGUUUCUCUAGAGAGCGAGCGAGCGAGCGAGCCGGGAGUUCAAGCCUUGCUGCUUCUGCGCCUGGAGAAUCGCGGUGAGCCAUGACUGAACCUUGGAACUACUACCAAACGUUUGUUUUCCUUGAUAUUGAGUCCACCGGGUUGCCCAGGGACCAACCAUGCAUAGCGGAGCUGUGCCUCUUCGCUGUUCACCAAUCUUCCCUGCAGCCUUCUCCACAGACAAAAGAACUACAGCUCCCUCGCAUCAUAGACAAGCUGAUCCUCUGCAUCAACCCCCAGAAACCUUUUACUGUGGGUGCACAGAUUAUAACUGGGCUCAGCAACCAAGAGCUAGAACAGAACUGCAAGCCGGAAAUCAACCGUUCUUUGAUGGAGACCCUGAAAGGAUUUUUAGACCGGCAAGCUCACCCCAUUUGCUUAGUGGCCCACAAUGGUCUCCGCUUCGACUUUCCCCUGCUGCGUAAAGAACUGUUGCAAAUAGGCACUGACCUACCUUCAGAUACAGGAUGCCUUGACACACUGCAGGCUUUGAAGGACGUGCUUAGAGAGCCAAACCUGAGCUAUAAUCUGGGAAAUCUGUACCAGUACUUCUAUGGAGAGGAACCAUCGAGAGCCCACACAGCUGAAGGAGAUGUGCUUACUCUUCUGCUCGUGUUUCUUGCUAAGGCCAAUGUGCUGAAGCAUUGGGCAACCUAUGGGGCCCAGAAGUGGGGGGAAAUUAAACCUAUGGAUUUCCACCACUCAAACAGGUUCUGAUCUCUUGCGGGGGAAAAUUAUCCUAUCACUGCCUGUCUUCCAUUAUAUUGAACCAUGAUUUUUAAAUGAUGAUUUCUUGAGUAAACCAUACCUUAUAAACUUGUUCUUGACAAACCAAGCUCUUUUUCUUUCCUGGAUGUAGAAAACCACAGCAAGGACCAUGGAGAAGAUAUGCUGUGGCAGUUAGAAAAACAUGAUUUAAGCCUGGAACAGGAAGAGAACACUAGAAAGAAACUCAAUCUGGUUCUGCCUAAACUUUCUUUGGUAUAACGGAGAGAGACAGGGAAGGAAAAUGCAGUUAACUUUCAGGAUUUUAAUACUAAUACCUAUAUCAAUAAAUUAGAGUGCCAAUAAAUCUUGUGGGCUCUGCUACCUGAUCUGGACUUGAAGAGGGUGACACUUGGGAUCAUGUGGCAACUGUCUGAUCCUGGGAGAAGAUGCAGCUGCUUUAAUAAGUGGCCAACACAUGCUGUGUAAGGUCCCAAUGAAAUUUUGCUCUUCAAAUCUGAAAUGCCACGUGAUCCUAGAAAUUCCUUUUCAUUUGCACAUUUACGGGGUUUUGUCUAAUUCUACUACAAAUUUUCAUCAUUACUUUUGAGCAUAAUGUACAUAGUUGCCAUAAGGCUAAAAUUUAAAGAUGUGUGUUUCAGUUUCUUAGUCAACUUUUCCAAGAGCCUUGGUGGCGCAGCCUUAAACUGCUGUUAAAGUAGCACUUAGCUGCCAACUGCCUGCAAUUACUGCGAGUUCAAUUCUCACCAGGCUCAAGGUUGACUCAGCCUUCCAUCCUUCCGAGGUAGGUAAAAUAAGGACCCGGUUUGUGGGGGCAAUAAGCUGACUUUGUAUAAAAUAGAACACCGCUUAGGGGGGCCAAAAAGCCCUACUAAGCAGGUAUAUACAAAAGUAUGAAGGCUAUUGCUUAAAGCAUUGAAAGCUGCCCUGAGUCUCCGGAGAAGGGCGGCAUAUAAAAUUGAACUAAUAAAUAAAUAAAUAAAUAAAUAAAUAAAAAAUAAAUAAAUAAAUAAAUAAAUAAAUAAAUAAAUAAAUAAAUAAAUAAAUAAAUAAAUAAAUAAAUUUUAAAGGAAAGGGAUUCUCCUGAAGACAUAUAUUUAAAUUUACUUUGAGACAGAUCUGGAUUUUGAAAAUAUUUGGAAGGAAACUUCAGGAAUCCUUUUUAUGUGCUCUGAAGGAAAAUAAAUUAUUGGUGAUAAGAAGAACAAGCUUUAGAUAACAAAUCUGCCACUAGAGUUCCAUUAUUUAUUGAAGCUAUGUUAAAUUGGGGUAGAAGUUUUUAUGGAGAAUGACAUUUGAAAUGUAGGUGUGUUGUUAACAGUCUUUACGUUAAAAAUCCUCAAAUUUUGAGGAUUUGGAUUGUUUAUAUUUGCUCUGGAUACAAAUACCAACUCCCCUCCCCCCAAUGUAUCCUGAAGUAAGGUUGUUAAGUGUCUGUUCUUCAAUUAUUGAAUGCCUUUUUAAAUUAUUAUUAUUAUUAUUAUAUAUUUUCCUUUGUUAUACAUAACAUUUCCAUUUGGCAGUGUGCUAUCUGUAUCAAAUCUCUUGAAUACACAUAAUUUUAUAUACCCCAUAAUUAUAACCGUUAUUCUCAUAAUACUUACAAUAUAAUCUUCCCUUCUAAUCGCCCUAUAAAAUUUAAUCUACAAUCAAAUAUAAUCCAGUAAUAAUAUUGCUUAUGGUAUUUUUGAUUAUAUAUAUAUUUACUUUUAUUUGCAUUUGCAUUUAUUUUAUUAAUCAUCCUUAAUUAUAAAUUACUAACUUCUGCUUCUAUUUUUAACCAUUUAUAAAAUAGGUCCCAAGUUAAAUAGUAUUCUGUUUCCUCUUUAUCCUUAAUUUUCAUUGUUAAUCUAUCCAUUUCGGCAUAGUCUAAUAUUUUCUUUAUUACAUUUUCAUCUUUUCAUUUUCAUUUUCAUUAUUACAUUUUCAUAUUUUCAUUUUUCCAAUUUUGUGCGUACAUAAUUCUCACCAUUAUCACAUAUAAUAUUAAAUAUAUAAUUCUUUUAUUGUAUUUUCCCAGUAAUAUACCAAGUAAGAACAAUUCUGGUUUUAGAUCUAUUUAUUGUGUUGUCAUUUCUUCAAAUCACCUUAUCUUUAACCAAUAUUUUUUCGCCAUUGGACAGGUCCACCACAUAUGGUAAUAGGAACCCGGUAUUUGUUUACAUUUCCAGCACUCUGGCGAUAUGUUUUGGAACAUCUUUGCCAUUCUUGCUGGUGGCAAAUGCCAUCUGUAGAACAUUUUGUAAAGGUUUUCUUUAUAUUUUGUUGACAUCGUUAGUUUGUAGUUUCUUUUCCAUGUAGUUUCUUAUUCAUUGUGAUGAAUAAGUAUUGAUGAAUACGGAAGUAGCAUUUCUAAAUAAUUUUGGCAUAAGGAAGUAGUUUCCUAGCACAGUACUUAUUUAAACUCCCACAUGCUUGCAAUAACUUGUGAAAAAAAAUUCUAAGUAAACAAAAUGUGUUGUUCUAGGAAGUACUUCCUGUUGCUUAUUUGUUUAUCUCUUAAUUAUCAGUUACAUUUGAUGGACUGUUUUGUUAUUCUCUUAUUUUUUUAUUUUUAAAAUCCCUUUAUUUGAUAUAUGCACAGUUACGUAAAAAAAGAAGUCAGAGACUGAAAGGUACAAUUGGUGAAUUGGUUAGUUUAAAAUUGUCCCCUAAUUAAAUUGGCCACAUAUUUUUUUUUUACACCUAGUAAAAAAAGUAAAAUUUACUUUCUUUAAAAAAAUUAUUAAAAAUUGGCAGAGGUUUUCUUAAAAGAAACUUUUCUCCCUCUCUCAUGCUGGAAGAUGCAGCUUCGUUGCUAUCUUCUCCAAAUGUGUAGGAUACACCUCCUUGGAUGCGGCCUAAGACAUCAGUAGGAAUUAUUAUUCCGCGUGCCACAGGUUCGCCAUCACGGGCUUAUACAAUAAAUUGGUCCCAAAAUCAUGCAAAGUUGCCUUCUUUUUAACUAUCAUAGAUUGAAUUGUACACCAUGGGGGGGGGAGGGGAAACAGUUCUUCACCUGUGAAACUUUCUUCAAAUUAUAUAGUGACACUCCAAUUUGUUCUGACUUUUUAAUAGAAUAUGAUUUAAUAGAUGAAUGUAUCUGGAUGGAUAAUAAUCUAUGGGUUUUGAAAUGAAUUAUCAAUUCUUAGUUAACUUAAGGGUUUGUUUGACUCUAUGUAUCUCAAAAAUUGGUAAUUCUUUAGAAUUCUUUAGAAUUAUUGUGUAGUAUGAAAAUUGCAUAUGGUACUUUAUUUUUAGUGUACUAACUGCUGGAGAAAAUAAAUGAAUGAAAGUACAUAUUUCAAGUAAA
Molecule: messenger RNA, 4492 nt
Organism: Pantherophis guttatus
Lineage: Eukaryota; Metazoa; Chordata; Lepidosauria; Squamata; Colubridae
Gene: TREX2
Product: three prime repair exonuclease 2
Biological process (GO): DNA catabolic process
Cellular component (GO): cytoplasm
Molecular function (GO): nucleic acid binding; 3'-5'-DNA exonuclease activity
Source: RefSeq, a predicted model, not a curated record